Messenger RNA from Erinaceus europaeus (western European hedgehog), 6822 nucleotides. Its product is annotated as collagen alpha-3(VI) chain. The record is from RefSeq and is a predicted model, not a curated record. Lineage: Eukaryota; Metazoa; Chordata; Mammalia; Eulipotyphla; Erinaceidae. The transcript has 31 exons. The coding region runs from base 269 to 6700 and encodes 2143 amino acids.
CUGUCCAGCAUGCUGCGGCCACCCCCCUCCUCCUCCUCCUCCCGGCCUCACUUCCCUGGGGCUCGGUCUCCUGCGAGGACCCCGGCAGAGUGUCCCCCCUCUCAGCUCUGUCCCCUGUGAACAGACGCAGAGCAGGGCACUGGCAGCAGACAGAGGCACACGGUGGAGGGCAUGCCCCAGAGCCUUGCCCACUGAGCCCCGAACCCAGGACGUGCCGGCCCCGGGGGUCUGCUCGGGGGCGCUCCCUUGGUGCUCAGAACAGGUCAAGAUGAGGCCUCCUCGGCCCCCGCCCCUGCCCCUGCCAGCCCUCUGCCUCCUGCUCUGGGCCCUCCCCCUCACCAGCCCCCAGCAGCAAGCAGCCCCGGACUCGGCUGACAUUGUUUUCCUUGUGGACGGAUCUGGCGGCGACAGCGCCCGCUUCACGGCCGUGCGGGACCUCCUUGCCACCCUGCUGGAGCAGCUGCCCCUGGGCCCCGCGCAGGUCCGCGUGGCGGUGGUGCAGUUCAGUGACGAGCCCCACACGCUGCUGGCGCCUGACGCCCAGGCCGGCAAGACGCAGGUGCUGGCCGCCGUGCGGGGCCUGCGCUUCUCGGGCGGGGAGCCGGCCAACCUGGGCCUGGCGCUGGACUUCGUGGCCCAGGGGCUCCUGGGCGGGGCGGGGAGCAGCCGCGCCGGCCAGGGCGUCCCCCAGGUGCUGGUGCUCCUCAGCGCGGGGCCGGCCAGCGACGAGAUCGGGGACGGGGUGGUGGCUCUGAAGCAGGCCGGGGUGUUCGCCUUUGCCCUGGGCGUGGGGGAGGCGUCCCAGGCCGAGCUGCAGCUGGUGGCCAGCAGUGACCAGCUGGUGUUCCGGGCCCCCGACUUUGACCGUCUGGGGGAGCUGCGGGACCCGCUACUGCCCCUGCUGCUGGGCGUGGUGCGAAGGAACAUUGUCCUGCAGCCGCCCACCAUUGUCACGGAAGUCAUCGAGGUGAACAAGAGGGACGUGCUGUUCCUGGUGGACGGCUCCCCGGCGCUGGACCCCGCCAGCUUCAGUGCGGUCCGCGACUUCAUCGGCCGGGUGGUGCAGCGGCUGGAGGUGGGGCCCGACCUGGUGCAGGUGGCCGUGGCCCAGUUUGCCGAUGCCGUGAAGCCCGAGUUCCACUUCGACAGCCACCCGGGCAAGCGUGAGCUGCUGGCCGCCUUGCGCAAGAUGCGGCCGCUCUCGGGGCCAGCCCGCCGCCUGGGCCCCGCGCUGGACGCCGUGCGUACCCGCCUCUUCUCCCCGGCCGCUGGCCACCGCGCGGCUGAGGGCGUCGCCAAGAUCCUGGUGCUGAUCGUGGGGGCCCGGGGGCCCGUGGAGGACGUGCGGCCACAGGCCCGGGAGCUCAGGGGCAGCGGUGUCCUGGCGAUGGCUGUCGGGGAGCCGGGCACUGAGGCCCAGCUGCGGGAGGUGGCCUUCGACUCCAGCCUGGUCUUCACGCCCUCCGAGUUCCGUGCCGCCCCCCUGCAGGCCCUGCUGCCUGCGCUGCUCUCGCCCCUGCGCACGCUGACCGGGACCCAAGAAGUGACCGCCGGCCCCCGGGACCUGGUCUUCCUGCUGGACGCCACGGUGGGGGACGCCCACUUCCCGCUGCUGCUGGGCCUGGUGUCGGGCCUGGUGGCCGGGCUGCCGGUGGCCGGGGACCUGGUGCGCGUGGGCCUGGUGCAGUUCGCCGAGGCCCCGGUCACCGAGUUCCGGCUGGACGCCCUGCCCAGCCAGGCCGAGGUGCUGGACCGCUUGCGCCAGCUGCGCCCGCGGGCUGGGGGUGCCCGCAACACGGGCCGGGCGCUGGCACACACGUUGGCACACCUCUUCACGCCGGAGGGCGGCAGCCGCAUCCGGCAGGGCGUCCCCCAGCUGCUGCUUCUGCUCUCGGGCGGCCCGUCCCAGGACGCCUUCCUGGAGGCGGCGAACGGCCUGGCCCGUGCGGGCGUGCUUACCUUCUGCGUGGGGACACGGCGGGCCGAGCGGGCGGAGCUGGAGCGCGUGGCCUUUAACCCCGGCCUGGUGUACCUGGCCGACGGCUUCCAGGGCCUGCCCGAGCUCGCCCCCCGGCUGCUGCCGCCUCUCAGCACCUACGUCAGCGCCGGGCUGGACGAGGGUCCCCUUGGGGUUCCAGGGAGCCGGCGGGACGUGGUCUUCCUGCUGGACGGCUCUUCCAACCUGCAGGGCCAGUUCCCGGCCGUGCGCGACUUCCUGUACAAGGUGGUGGAGGGGCUGGACGUGCAGCCCGAGGGCACCCGGGUGGCGGUGGCCCAGUUCAGCGGGGACGUGCGUGUGGAGUCGCGGCUGGACCAGCACACGGGCAAGGAUGAGCUGCUGGCCCUGGUCAAGCGGCUGAAGCUCAAGGGCGGCCGGACUCUGAACCUGGGCGCCGCGCUGGACGUGGCUCAGGGCAGCCUGCUGGCGGCCUCGGCGGGCGGCCGGGCGGCCCAGGGGGCGACGCAGUUCCUGGUGCUGCUGGUGGCCGGCAGGUCCUCGGACCCCGUGGACGAGGCUGCCCAGCGGGUCCAGCAGAGCAGUGUGGUGCCCUUCGUGAUCCAGGCCCGGAGCGCCGACCCUGCUGAGCUGGGCAAGAUCGUGCCGUCUCCCGCCUUCAUCCUGGCCGCCGAGUCCCUGCCCAAGAUUGGGGAGCUGCACCCCCAGAUCCUCAGCCUCCUGACGACCACGGCACCAGGAGAACCUGAGACAGUUUCAGGAGAGAAGGACGUGGUCUUCCUGCUGGACGGCUCUGACAGCGUCCGAGACGGCUUCCCGCUGCUCCUGGACUUUGUGCAGCGGGUGGUGCAGGGCCUGGAUGUGGGCCCGGAGCGCGUGCGGGUGGGCCUGGUGCAGUACAGCGACCGCACGCGGCCCGAGUUCUACCUCAAUUCGCACCUGGACCGCGAGGGAGUCCUGGGCGCCGUGCGUGGCCUCAGCCCCCUGGGCGGCCCGGCCCCCAACACCGGGGCCGCCCUGGACUUCGUGCUGCGCCACGUGCUGGUGGGCUCGGCGGGCGGCCGCGGGGCCGAGGGGGUGCCCCAGCUGCUGGUGGUGCUCACGGCCGACCGCUCCCGGGACGACGUGCGCGGCCCCGCGGCCCAGCUCAAGCGGGGGGGCGCCGUGCCCAUUGGCAUCGGCAUAGGCAAGGCCGACCUGGCCGAGAUGCAGCUCCUGUCCUUCCUGCCCGACUUCGCCGUGGCCGUGCCCGACUUCAGCCAGCUCCGCGCCGUGGAGAGCGGCCUCUCCCAGCGCCUGGUCCUGCUCAGCCGUGAGGAGAUCCAGCGCCUGCGGCUGGCGCUGCCCCCAGUGCCCACUCCCGGCGCCGAUACCGGCGGCAAGAGGGACGUGGUCUUUCUGCUGGACGGCUCCCAGCGUGCGGCCGCCCACUUUCCGCACAUGCUGGCCCUGGUGGAGCGGCUGGUGGGCUCGCUGGACGUGGGCUUCGACGCCACGCGUGUGGCCGUGCUGCAGUUUGGUGAGGACCCGCGGGUGGAGUUCCUGCUCAACGCCCACGGCAGCAGGUCCGACGUGCUGGCCGCCGUCCGGCGUCUGAGGCCGCAGGGAGGCCGGACGGCCAGCCUGGGGGCGGCACUCGACUAUGUUGCCAAGAGCAUCUUCCAGCGGCCGCUGGGCAGCCGGCUCGAGGAAGGUGUGCCGCAGUUCCUGGUGCUGGUGUCCGCCGGGCCCUCGGCCGAUGACGUGGACCUGCCCGCCUCUGAGCUGCGCCGGGCCGGUGUGGCGCCCCUGGCUGUGUCCCUGCCCGCGGGGCGCGAGGAGCUGGCCCGCGUGGCCCUGAGCCCCGAGCACGUGUUCCUGGUCAGCUCCUUCCAGGAGCUGCCGCGGCUGGAGCCCCGGCUGCUGGCGCCUCUCACCACGCUGUCCGCCGAGCAGAUCCGCCACCUUCUGGACACCGCGGAGUAUCCACCGGUGGCAGAGAGCGAGGCGGCCGACAUUGUCUUCCUGAUCGACAGCUCGGACCUGGUGGGCGCCGCGGGCCUGGCCCACAUCCGCGACUUCGCCAUGGCGCUGGUGCGGAAGCUGCACGUGGGCCCCGGCCGGGUGCGCGUGGGCGCCGUGCAGUUCAGCCGGGACCCGCGCCCCGAGUUCUACCUCAAGACCCACAAGUCGCAGGCGGCCGUGCUGGAGGCGCUGAGGCGGCUGCGCUUCCAGGGGGGAGGCCCCGCGCAGGCCGGCCGGGCGCUGGAGUUCGCGGCCCGGAACCUGUUCGUCAAGUCGGCCGGCAGCCGCAUCGAGGACGGCGUCCCCCAGCACCUGCUGCUCUUCCUCGGGGGGCGCUCGCAGGACGGCGUGGCCGGGGCCGCCCAGGUGCUCAGGUCCUCGGGCGUCCGCGGCCUGGCCCUUGGGGACCGGAAUGCCGACGCGGCCCAGCUGCUGGCGGUGGCCGGGGACCCCGGCCUGACGGUGACCGUGCGGGACUUCACCCGCCUGCCCGACGUGGAGGACCGCGUCAUGGCCGUCUUCGCGUCGACGGGGGUCACGCCCGCGCCCCCCGGAGUGGACACGCCGGGCCCGUCCCUCCCAGAGAAGAAGAAGGCUGACAUCGUCUUCCUGCUCGACGGCUCCAUCAACUUCGGCCGUGAGGGCUUCCAGCAGGUGCUGCGCUUCGUGUCCGAGGUUGUGGACACUCUGUACGAGGCCGGCGACUCCAUCCAGGUGGGGCUGGUGCAGUACAACUCGGACCCCACAGACGAGUUCUUCCUGAAGGAGUUCCCCACCAAGGCGCAGGUGCUGGACGCCAUCAGCAAGGUGGUGUACAAGGGCGGCCGGCACGCCGACACGCGGGCGGGCCUGCAGCACCUGCGUCUGCACCACUUUGUGGAGGAGGCGGGCAGCCGGCUGGCACAGAGGGUCCCGCAGGUGGCCUUCGUCAUCGCGGGCGGCCGGUCGGCGCAGGAUGUGCGGGAAGCCAGCCUGGAGCUGACCCGCAAGGGCGUCAAGGUGUUCGCGGUGGGCGUGCGCGGCGUGGACUCGGCCGAGCUGGCGGGCAUCGCCUCCAACAGUGCCACGGCCUUCCGCGUGGCCAGCGUGCAGGAGCUAUCGGACCUCAGCGAGCAGGUGCUUGACACCCUGCACGACGCCAUGCGGGAGGCCCUGUGUCCUGGCAUGGGCGAAGGCGACAAGGUCUGCAAUGUGGACGUGGUGCUGGGCUUCGACGGCUCCAGCGAGCAGAAUGUGUUUGUGAGCCAGAAGGGGCUGGAGGCCAAGGUGCAGCAGGUGCUGGCCCGCCUCAGCCAGCUGCCCCGUCUCAGCUGCAGCGGGACGCAGACGCCCAGCGUGAGGCUGUCGGUGGUGGCCAGCACGCCCGCGGGGCCCGUGGAGGCCUUCGACUUCUCCGACUUCCAGCCCGAGCUCCUGGACAAGUUCCGGAACAUGCGCAGCCAGCACCCCUACGUGCUGACCGCCCAGGCCCUGUACGCCUACCGGGACAAGUUCCGCGGGUCGGCGCCCGGGAGCGUCAAGGUGGUCAUCCACUUUACCGACGGGGCAGACGGAGACCUGCUGGAACUGCAGAAAGCCUCUGAGGUGCUGCGGCAGGAAGGCGUCCACGCCCUCGUGCUGGUGGGGCUGGAGCGGGUGCAGGACCUGGAGCGGCUGAUGCAGCUGGAGUUCGGCCGUGGCUUCACGUACAACCGGCCCCUGAGGCUCAGCCUGCUGGACCUGGACUACGAGCUGGCGGAGCAGCUGGACAAUGUGGCGGAGAAGGCCUGCUGCGGGGUCCCCUGCAAAUGCUCCGGGGAACGUGGGGACCGUGGGCCCGUCGGCAAUAUCGGGCCAAAGGGCGUCCCUGGAGAAGAAGGCUACCCAGGGUACCCCGGAGAGGAGGGCGGGCCAGGCGAGCGAGGGCCCCCUGGUGUGAACGGCACUCAAGGCUUCCAAGGCUGCCCCGGCCAGAGGGGCGUGAAGGGCUCGCGAGGCUUCCCGGGAGAGAAGGGUGAAGUAGGAGAAUUCGGCCUCGAUGGUCUGGAUGGGGAAGAGGGGGACAAAGGCCUCCCAGGAGCCUCGGGAGAGCAGGGCAGCCCUGGUAGACGGGGCGACCAAGGACCAAGAGGUGCCAGAGGAGAACGGGGUGACACCGGGAUCAGGGGCGACCCGGGUGAGUCUGGACGUGACAGCCAGCAGCGGGGACCCAAGGGAGAAACCGGGGACCUCGGCCCCAUGGGUCUCCCCGGGAGAGACGGAGCUUCUGGAAGGCCUGGCGAACUGGGGAAGACCGGUGGUGCUGGUAGAAGGGGACCAGCCGGAGCCAAGGGUAACCCGGGCGGCCCAGGACAGCAGGGCGCAGCUGGAGAGCAGGGGGCCCGAGGGGCACAGGGCCCGCCUGGUCCAGUUGGUCCUCCAGGCCAGAUGGGAGAACAAGGCAUCCCUGGGCCCCGGGGAAGUGGAGGGACAGCAGGUGUUCCUGGAGACCGUGGCAGACCUGGGCCUCUGGGGAGAAAGGGGGACCCCGGAGACCCGGGACCCAAGGGUGGCGUCGGGAGCCACGGUCCUCGAGGGGAGACGGGAGACGACGGACGAGACGGGGUUGGCAGUGAGGGACGCAGAGGCAGGAAGGGCGAACAAGGAUUUCCCGGAUACCCAGGCCCGAAGGGAACCCCCGGAGAGCCGGGCACAGACGGAGGCCGGGGACCCAAAGGUGUCCGAGGACGGAGGGGGAACUCGGGACCCCCCAGGAGCUGAAGGAGAGAUGGGGAGACCCCGGCUACCCAGGACCAGCUGUAAGUGCCCCCCAGUCCCAGCCCAGCCGCCAGGGCGGGGUACCCUGCACAGGACAUCGCCCGCGGCCACACUGAGCCCUUUCU